CGUAUCUACGACGCGGUGCCACAAAAACGCGCCAGAAAACACGAUAUCGUCCUCCCCCACUUUCCACCAUUCCACACUUCGAACUACCUGCAACAAGUUACCGUCCAUACCUCAACCCAAAACCAGAAGUCAGAAGCCAAAAGCCAGAUACAAGUAUUAGAGGGAUAUUCACGGUAAUAAGGCUUGUUUAUCUCUGGCUACCUCGUGAAGAUUGAUCCGUGCAACCACCAACAACGAAAGUCGUGGCCAUCAUGGACCCCCUUCUGCUUCGAGAUGAGGCGGCCAAGGAGCGCAUUCGCCUGGCUUCAGAAUUCCUUGACCCUCACGAUCAACAUGUCAGGAGUUACCGAUCCGACAUUAUUCUCAUGCUCCAGAAGAACCAGAGACGGCUCGUCGUUAAUCUCGAUCACGUUCGUGACCACAAUUCUGAGCUGGCAGACGGCCUGCUCUUCGAUCCCUUCGACUACAUUGUCGCCUUCAACUAUGCACUCAAAAAGGUUGUUGAGACCAUUCCACAAGCACGUCCCGACCAAACGCAUGAAGACGUACUAUAUUACUGCGCCUGGGCUGGCAGCUUCGGCCUCAACGCCUGCAACCCCAGAACGUUAUCAUCCAAUCACCUCAAUCACAUGGUGUCCAUUGAAGGCAUCGUUACUAGGUGCUCUCUGAUAAGACCCAAGGUAGCCAGAAGCGUACAUUUCAACGAAAAGAAGAAUAUCUUCCAUUACCGUGACUAUCGUGACCAAACAACAACCACUGGCGUCACCACCUCGAGCGUCUACCCCCAAGAAGAUGAAGACGGAAAUCCUUUGCUUACCGAGUACGGUUUCUGCACGUACAGGGACCAUCAAACAAUAUCAAUACAAGAAAUGCCCGAACGAGCCCCUGCUGGACAGCUUCCUCGUGGCGUAGAUGUUGUUUUAGAUGAUGAUCUCGUCGAUAAGGUCAAACCAGGCGAUAGAAUCCAACUUGUUGGUAUUUUUAGAACACUCGGUAAUAGGAACACGAACCACAAUAGUGCGUUAUUUAAGACGGUCAUAUUGGCAAACAAUAUAGUUCUUCUCUCGUCGAAGGCUAGCGGAGGGGUAGCCACGGCUACAAUCACCGAUACUGAUAUCCGCAAUAUAAACAAGAUUUCGAAGAAGAAAAACCUCUUGCAACUACUUUCUCAGUCAUUAGCGCCUAGUAUAUACGGCCACGAUUAUAUCAAGAAGGCAAUACUGCUAAUGCUGCUGGGUGGCAUGGAGAAGAAUCUGGAAAACGGAACACAUUUGAGAGGCGAUAUCAACAUUCUGAUGGUUGGUGACCCCUCUACCGCAAAAUCCCAACUUCUACGAUUUGUUCUCAAUACAGCGCCCUUGGCCAUUGCAACUACAGGUCGUGGCUCGUCUGGCGUUGGUUUGACAGCAGCUGUCACGUCGGACAAGGAGACGGGUGAGAGAAGGCUAGAAGCCGGCGCCAUGGUGAUGGCAGAUCGAGGAGUUGUUUGUAUCGAUGAAUUUGACAAAAUGUCCGACAUCGACCGUGUUGCAAUUCACGAAGUGAUGGAACAGCAGACCGUCACAAUAGCGAAAGCUGGUAUUCAUACAUCCUUGAAUGCUCGGUGUAGCGUUAUCGCUGCAGCCAACCCAAUCUUCGGCCAGUACGAUACGCACAAAGACCCUCACAAAAACAUCGCUCUCCCAGACUCGCUCUUAUCGCGUUUUGAUCUUUUGUUUGUUGUCACAGAUGACAUUGAAGACAGCCGGGACCGCCAAGUGUCCGAGCACGUUUUGCGUAUGCACCGUUAUCGGCAGCCGGGUUCCGAUGAGGGCGCACCCGUCCGCGAAAAUACAUCUCAGUCUCUUGGCGUGGCCCUCCAGAGCCAAGAUGCAACACAGAAACCAACCGAUGUAUAUGAGAAAUACGAUGCUAUGUUGCACGCUGGCGUAACUGUAACAUCUGGUCGUGGAGCCAACAAACGUCAUGAAGUGCUCAGUAUACCAUUCAUGAAGAAAUACAUACAAUACUGUAAGACCCGAGUCAAACCUGUUCUGACUCAGGCCGCCUCAGAUCGUAUCGCAGAAAUUUAUGUGGGUCUGCGCAAUGAUGAAAUGGAAGGGAACCAGAGGAGGACGUCGCCAUUGACUGUCCGAACGCUGGAAACCUUGAUUCGUCUCGCAACUGCGCACGCAAAAUCCCGACUGUCAAACAGAGUAGAAGAACGAGAUGCAACAGCAGCGGAAGCGAUUUUACGAUUUGCGCUUUUCAAAGAAGUAGUCGAAGACGAGUCCCGAAAAAAGCGUAGACGGACACGGCAAGUCGAAUCAGACUCUUCAGACGAAGAGAGCCCCGACGAUGAUGAUGGUGAUGGCACAUACAGAGGCUCCACGGCUCGUACUACUACUACUACUACAACCUCAACACGAAGGACGGGUCUUGGCCAGUCCUCAACUAAUGGCGGCCGUUCGAACGGUGCUGCCAACCGCAGGGCAGCUGAUACUCCUGAGGCAGAGCAUGUUGAAGAAGAUAUAUACGACGCCACGCCUCGUCAGACUAACCGUACCACUCGCGGAACUGCUACGUCGUCCAACGAGCCUUCUACAUCUCAGAUCUCGUUUGCUUCUUCGAUACCUGCUUCACAGCUCGAAACACGAGAAGCAACUCAGGAGGAAACCCAAGAGGAAGCUGACCUCGCCGCUGGCACUGCCAGUCUCAAUCUCGGCGCACCUAUCACACCAGAGCGGCUUGCCGUAUUCCGCACCACACUUGGACGGCUUCUCAAUUCCGACCUUUUUGAAGACGACGCAGCAGGUCCGGACAAGGUAAUCGAAGCAGUUAACGGACGGCUAGGAAGAAGAGACGCAUCAUUCUCACAAGAAGAAGCCAUCAAGGCACUUAGACAAUUAGAUGCUAUAGGUGCAAUUAUGUUUAGUGAAAAUGAUGAAGAUGGUGGGCUAGUGUACAAGAUUUGAUACACCAGCGCAAGAUAGUGCACAGGCGCACGUUUUGGUAUGAUGGAAUGGAAAUGGCGUUUGCCGGCAAACCAAGAGAUCUGUGAUAACAGCCACUCACUUGUUGUGAGGUAGGCUCCUAUAAUCGAUUGUGAUAUAGUGGCAAGACAGAUGCACGUGGAGACGAGCGAGAUGAUACCUCAAUAUCAGUGCAGUUGUGGAGUGCUGCAUAUGGAAUGGCAAUGCUAUCCUCCUUGUAGAAAGCGGCAGGAGAUUCUGACAUAGUAAAGGCUCUUAACCAAUCGAAAGUUGCAAGCAAUACUUGACCAAGUCGUUACUCCUGCAAUAGAAGUCUUGAGUCACUCAGUACUCUCUCUCAAUUAAUAGAUACCAAUCUCACAUCAAUCUGACAAUGCCUUGCCGACUGAUCCUAGGUAGUUAUCCUACACCAUAGGCAAUCAGCU
Molecule: messenger RNA, 3397 nt
Organism: Xylaria bambusicola
Lineage: Eukaryota; Fungi; Ascomycota; Sordariomycetes; Xylariales; Xylariaceae
Product: MCM2/3/5 family-domain-containing protein
Exons: 3
Coding region: 252-2954 (900 amino acids)
Biological process (GO): DNA strand elongation involved in DNA replication; mitotic DNA replication initiation; DNA replication
Cellular component (GO): MCM complex; nucleus
Molecular function (GO): ATP hydrolysis activity; single-stranded DNA binding; ATP binding
Source: RefSeq, a predicted model, not a curated record